GGCAGGUUCCAGCAGUCCCUUCUCGUAUCGGCGGACACUCGUUUGAAAUAGCGUUGUUACGCAUUUCUUUCCGCAGCUCAAGUACCCUCCAUUUUCACCAACUUUACCAAGGUUCUCCGCGACACAUACCGCUUUACAUUUUGAGAUGGGCAGUGGCAAUGUACUAGAGGAGACGUACCAGAAGUGGUUGUCAUACAAAGAAGCUUGCAUGCGAAUGAUGCAAAAUGAGCCUCUAAGUGAAGGGUUGUUCUGUAACAGGACAUUUGACAGAUACGCCUGCUGGCCAGAUUCUCCAGCCGGCACGCUGGUCAAUAUUUCGUGCCCAGUAUAUCUGCCGUGGUUCGACAAAGUUUCCCAAGGUGUUGUGCGGCGGCGGUGUGGUGCCAAUGGUCUUUGGGAGCUGGAUGGUAAUGGACAUGUGUGGCGGGAUAUGACCCAGUGUGAGGAGGAAAAAGAGGUUACAUCCAAUGAGCUUUGGUUUAAGGAGGUGUUGGUGAACUUCAAAGUGCUGUACACUGUGGGCUACUCCUUAUCUCUGAUCACCCUCACCAGUGCUCUGAUUGUUCUACUGAGCUUCAGGAAAUUGCGUUGCACAAGAAACUACAUCCAUGCCAACCUUUUCUUGUCGUUCAUCUUGAGAGCUGUGUCGGUGAUGGUCAAGGACUCGUUGCUGGAGCGUCAUUGGGGUCGUGAAAUCCACAAACAAACCGACGUGAGCGACCUGCUCAGUCACCAGGCUGCCAUUGGCUGCAGGAUAGCACAAGUGGUGAUGCAGUACUGCGUGCUGGCCAAUCACUACUGGUUCUUUGGAGAAGCCAUCUAUCUGUACUCGGUGUUGAUUUCCUCUGUGUUGAUUGACAGCAGCAAGUAUUUUCCUUACAUCUGUCUGGGCUGGGGAACACCAAUUCUAUUUUUAAUUCCCUGGGUUGUGAUGAAGAUAUUGAAGGAAAACAAAGAGUGUUGGGCUUUCAAUGGAAACAUGAGCUACUGGUGGAUUAUUCGUUUCCCGAUCUUCUUGGCUUCAGUUAUUAACUUCUUCAUCUUCAUGAAGAUUCUCAAAAUGAUUUUUUCCAAGCUUCGAGCCAGCAAUCAAAGCGGAUACCCUGAUUACAAAAUUCGGCUGGCGAAGGCAACAUUGACACUCAUCCCCCUAUUUGGAGUUCAUGAAAUCAUCUUCCUCUUUGCCACAGAUGAGCACACCACAGGAAUUAUACGUUACAGCAAAGUUUUCAUCACUCUUUUUCUGAACUCAGUGCAGGGUUUUCUGGUGGGAGUUCUCUACUGCUACGCUAAUAAUGAGGUGAGGGCGGAACUGAAGAAGAAGCUGUGCAGCUGGAGGAUAGCGACUUCGACUGUGUGUUGUGGGCAGUGACUAGCCGUGUACGACUCUCGCGUUGACCCCUUUUCAGCCGCGUCAGUGCAGGAGCCGAACAGAUCCUCCACAAUAACACGCCGAGCGAUGCCUGAAUCCGUACCAAUGUGUGAUGUUCCUCAGACCUUCAAGGUUCAAGGGGAUGAUUUGCAAUCUGCAGUAUCCUUGUUGCAUUGCCCACACCCUGCAAUGGUGGACACUGCAGAACCGUUGGAUCAAGAAGCUGGACUAUCGCUUGAAUGUGCUCAAGGUCCUUUUGUCAUACACCUCAAAGAUCCUGUGGAGCUCCUCCCAAAUGUUGUAGAC
Molecule: messenger RNA, 1678 nt
Organism: Synchiropus splendidus (mandarinfish)
Lineage: Eukaryota; Metazoa; Chordata; Actinopteri; Syngnathiformes; Callionymidae
Product: glucagon receptor-like
Exons: 13
Coding region: 146-1372 (408 amino acids)
Biological process (GO): cell surface receptor signaling pathway; adenylate cyclase-modulating G protein-coupled receptor signaling pathway
Cellular component (GO): plasma membrane
Molecular function (GO): peptide hormone binding; glucagon receptor activity
Source: RefSeq, a predicted model, not a curated record